AUGAGCAUCACACCUCGCAGACUGCUGUGGUGCUGUGUUGUGAGUGCUGAUGAAAACUGGGAUGAUGAUCAGCUUCUUGGAUUUGAACCGUGCAAUGAAAACCUUAUAACAGGUUGUAACAUAAUCAACGGGAAAUGUGAAUGCGACACCAUUCGGACCUGUAAUAAUCCAUUUGAAUUUCCAAGCCGGGAUACUUGCCUGUCAGCCUUAAAAAGGAUUGAAGAAGAGAAACCCGAUUGCUCCAAGGCCCGCUGUGAAGUCCAGUUUUCUCCUCGCUGUCCAGAAGAUUCCAUCUUGAUUGAAGGCUAUGCUCCUCCCGGUGAAUGCUGUCCACUCCCGAGCCGUUGUGUGUGUAAUCCUGCAGGCUGCUUGAGGAAGGUUUGCCAACCUGGCUAUUUGAAUAUAUUGGUUUCUAAGGCAUCAGGAAAGCCAGGGGAAUGCUGUGAUCUCUAUGAAUGUAAACCAGUGUUCAGUGUGGAUUGCAGCACAGUCGAAUGUCCUCCUGUUCAACAAGUUGUUUGCCCACUGGAUAGCUAUGAAACCCAAGUCAGGCUGACGGCUGAUGGCUGCUGUACCCUGCCCACAAGAUGCGAGUGUCUCUCUGGUUUAUGUGGUUUCCCCAUGUGCGAGGCAGGCUCCAUUCCCCAGAUAGUCUCGCGUGGAGAUGGAACACCUGGCAAGUGCUGUGAUGUCUUUGAAUGUGUCAAUGAAGUGAAGCCAACUUGCAUAUUUAACAGCAUGGAAUAUUAUGAUGGAGACAUGUUUCGAAUGGAUGCUUGUCGUUUCUGUCGAUGCCAAGGUGGAGUCUCUAUUUGUUUCUCUGCCCAGUGUGGUGAGCUACACUGCGACAGGUACUAUGUGCCAGAAGGAGAGUGCUGCCCAGUGUGUGAAGACCCAGUUUAUCCGGUAAAUAACCCUGCUGGCUGCUAUGCCAACGGUCAGAUCCAAGCUCAUGGAGACCGCUGGCGAGAGGAUGACUGUACUUUCUGCCAGUGCAUCAAUGGAGAUCCACACUGUGUUGCAACAGCCUGCGGGCAGAGCUGUCUAAAUCCUGUUAAAGUCCCUGGGGAGUGCUGCCCAGUUUGUGAAGAACCAACAUACAUCACAAUAGGUCCGCCCACGUGUGAGAUUUUGGUGAACUGCACUUUGACUGAAAAAGACUGUAUCUAUAGUUUCAAACUGGACCAAAAUGGUUGCCGCAUUUGUCAGUGCAAAACUAGGGAGGAGCUGUGCACUGGCCUCAUUUCGGGCUGUUCCUUGGACUGUUCCUUCGGCUUCCAGACUGAUGUCCACAACUGUGAGAUCUGUCAGUGCCGACCGCGGCCUAAGAAGUGCAAACCCAUUGUAUGUGACAAGUACUGUCCCUUUGGAUACUUGAAGAACAAGCAUGGCUGUGAAAUCUGUCGGUGUAAGAAAUGCCCGAACCUGCCUUGUGGUAAAAUCUGUCCGAUGGGCUUCCAGCAGAACAAUCAUGGCUGUGUUAUCUGCAAGUGCAGAGAGGCAACCGCUUCUCUUAUGCCUCCUGUUAAAACAGGCUCUUGCCUGUCAAUGGAUGGGCGCCGACAUGAGAACGAGGAGAGCUGGCAUGAUGGCUGCAGGGAGUGUUACUGUCACAACGGACGGGAAAUGUGUGCCUUGAUCACCUGCCCUGUUCCUAAUUGUGACAACCCCACCAUACAUCCAGGGCAGUGUUGCCCAUCAUGUCCAGAUGAAAUAAUUGUGCAGAAGCCAGAGCUCACCAGUCCAUCAAUCUGUCAUGCCCCUGGUGGGGAAUACUUUGUAGAAGGAGAGACAUGGAAUAUUGAUUCUUGCACACAAUGUACAUGCCACAGUGGACGUGUCCUGUGUGAGACUGAAGUCUGCCCACCUCUUCUCUGUCAAAACCCCACCCGCACCCAGGACUCCUGCUGUCCACAGUGCCCAGACGAGCCUCUUCAGCCCUCUUCAUCAAGCAAUGAGAGCAUGCCCAGUUAUUGCAAAAAUGAUGAAGGAGAUAUUUUUCUGACAGCUGAGUCCUGGAAGCCCAAUGUCUGCACCAGCUGCAUUUGCAUGGAUGGUGUGAUUAGAUGCUACUCUGAGUCUUGCCCACUGGUAUCCUGUGAGAGACCUGUUUUGAGAAAGGGACAAUGUUGUCCUUACUGUAUUGAAGAUACAGUUCCAAAGAAAGUGGUCUGCCACUUCAAUGGAAAAACAUACGCAGAUGAGGAACGCUGGGACAUUGACAGCUGCACACACUGCUACUGCCUGCAGGGUCAGACUCUCUGCUCCACUGUCAGCUGCCCACCCCUCCCUUGUGCUGAACCCAUCAACGUGGAGGGGAGCUGCUGUCCCAUGUGCCCAGAGAUGUAUGUACCUGAACCUACUAACAUCCCCAUUGAGAAGACAAAUCAUCGAGCAGACAUGGAACUAGAAGUACCAAACUGGCCAACACCGAGUGAAAAUGACAUCAUCCACAUUCACAGAGACAUGAGUCAUCUCCAGGGAGAGUACAGAAGUGGCGGUGGACCGCACCCAAGUGAAGAUGCGUCAGUUAGCUCUGUUGCCUUGGUGACAAUUCCAAUCACGAUAGCGCUGUUACUGAUCAUCGUCCUUCUGCUCGUCAAUCAGAAAAAGCAGUGGAUUCCAGUGUCCUGCUACAAAGCUCCAACAAAGCCUUCUUGCCUAAACAAUCAACUGGUCUAUGUGGACUGCAAGAAAGGUACCAUGGUCCAGGUGGACAGUUCUCAGAGGAUGCUAAGAAUUGCAGACCCAGAUUCAAGAUACAGUGGAUUUUACAGCAUGCAGAAACAGAACAACCUACAGGCAGAUAAUUUCUAUCAAACAGUUUGAAGAAUUGCACCCUUAUGGAGGAUUUAAGAAAGAGAGAGAGA
Nipponia nippon (crested ibis) is the source of this 2870-nucleotide messenger RNA. The record is from RefSeq and is a predicted model, not a curated record. Lineage: Eukaryota; Metazoa; Chordata; Aves; Pelecaniformes; Threskiornithidae.